CACUUCUGGACCGGGACAGACUUGUGCAAGGAGAUCGAUACAGUGAUUCGUGUGAGAUACCGGAAAUCUAUAGUUUGUCGAGGAUGCAUCUAUAGUUUAUUUGAUAUGAAGUAUUGCUGGCCACCUCGGAAACAUUCGCCUGAGCAUACCACUUACAAUAACUUGAACACGAUAUUCUGGACGAAAUUCAAAGAACAGCAGUUAAUCCACCGUCCAUUUUUCUGAUAGAAAUCAAAGCAAGAAAGAUAUGUCGGCGCCUCCAAUCCUUGACUUCUCACCUUUUUACAGCAACGACGUAGCUGCAAAAGCAGAAUUGGUCAGGAAGGUAAAAGACUGCUGUCUCCACAAUGGCUUCUUCCAGAUAGUAGGGCACCAAGUCCCGGCCGAGCUUCAAACCAAAAUCUUCGACUGUUCGAAAGCGUUUUUCGACUUAUCUCUCGAAGAGAAGAGCAAAGUGAAUAAAGAUCUGAACACUUGGAAUCGAGGCUAUGAACUCCUCCGCUCUCAAAUGCUGGAAGUCGGGACCUCGCCUGAACUGAAGGAGGGAUUCUACAUUGGCGAAGACCUUCCAACCACGCAUCCAUAUUUCAUCGAGAAGAAAUUAAACUCGGGACCUAACGUGUGGCCAUCCACGUUAUCACCAUCCCCGCUGUCCCUGGAAGAGUUCAGAGACACAACAACAGCGUAUUACAACCAUGUCGUUUCUCUUGCCAAGGAUAUCUUGAAAGUCCUGGCCUUGACUUUGGAUCUGGAAGAGGACUGGUUUAACGAAUUUACAGAUGGAGCAGUAGCGACUAUGCGGCUGCUGCAUUAUCCACCCCAAGAAAAGGAUAGUGAUGAGAAGUUGUCGAGAGGGAUUGGGGCUCAUACUGAUUUUGGUGCUGUGACCUUGCUAUUGCAGGAGGAAGUUGAUGGUUUGCAAGUGUGGGAGAAGGAAACGAAGAGUUGGCUUGAUGUGGUCCCAACGAAGGGGGCUUACGUCGUGAAUUUGGGGAAUAUGUUUAUGCGAUGGUCGAAUGAUCGAUACAUCUCCAACCUACAUCGUGUGAUCAAUAAAUCUGGAAAGGAACGCUACUCAAUCCCAGUCUUUUUCUCUGGAAAUCCGGAUUAUGUCAUCAAUUGCCUGCCAAAUUGCUGCGCGGAAGGCCAAAAUCCCAAAUACCCUCCCGUCACAGUAGCAGAUUGUGUGGGAGGUAGCUACAAAGAAAGCUAUGGGCGUGCAGCAGCGCAUAAAGCUGAGCAAGCACAGAAAGGGACGAUGACCGCGGUGGGGAACAGUGUGCCGAUAGCUGUUUAAAUUUAGACUUCCGAACCAAUUGUCUUUAAGAACGUGGAUGAGGAUGAUUGAAAUGAUAAUGACAAUCC
Mollisia scopiformis is the source of this 1365-nucleotide messenger RNA. RefSeq names its product Clavaminate synthase-like protein. Gene Ontology annotation, molecular function: dioxygenase activity. The record is from RefSeq and is a predicted model, not a curated record. Lineage: Eukaryota; Fungi; Ascomycota; Leotiomycetes; Helotiales; Mollisiaceae. The transcript is spliced from 5 exons. Bases 248 to 1297 code for a protein of 349 amino acids.